This is a messenger RNA of Rhinopithecus roxellana (golden snub-nosed monkey), 12490 nucleotides long. RefSeq names its product zinc finger protein 831 (gene ZNF831). The record is from RefSeq and is a predicted model, not a curated record. NCBI's taxonomy places the organism in Eukaryota, Metazoa, Chordata, Mammalia, Primates, Cercopithecidae. The transcript is spliced from 8 exons. Bases 3120 to 8129 code for a protein of 1669 amino acids.
AUCACCAGCGUCGGCCAUUAAACCCGAGCCCACACCAGGGCAGGCUGCACACCUACCCCCGGUGUCCCUCUGCCACCCCCACCGCCCCAGCACCCCCGACACCCACCACCCUCCACACACACAGUUUUUCUUUUUUUAAAUUUCCAGCAGUCGGUUUUUCUCUAGAGAAGGCAUAAAGAGAAGCAGAGGCAGAGAUGGGACGAGCAGGGAGAAUGCUCCUGCCUCAUCGGAGCCACCGGUUUUCGGGAGAGAGCGGCAGCCCCCACCUGCCUGUGGACUGAGCACUUAAAGAGCCAAAUCCUGUGGAACUGGACCCGAAGAGAACAGGAAGGAGUCAACAAGAUCUUAAGCCUGCUCCAGACCCCUUGCCUGACUUUUGAGAAGACCCCACCAAGAAGCUCAGGCUUGCUGAACACCAAGCAAAUCCCUAACGAAGUGCUGGUGGGGCUGGGAUAAGGACUAGCAACCCAGUAACCCUUCCACCGCCCAACAGCGCCCCUCUUCCUGUUUGGAUGCUGCGGAAGGGAGGAAGGACGUGGAGAGGAGAGGAACUCAGUGGGAAUAAAGUUUCCAUUUCAAUUAUUCAACUGAUCCUUGACCCCCACUACUAUGGAUAAUCAAAAACUGGGUGGAUGCAUCAUGCCUUAAAACCAUUGCUGAAGUGGCCCUGAGGAUGUGCAAGCAGAUAAUUGCAUGGGGUAUUCAUCUAAUGACACUCCAGGGGGAGGUAGUUUUCUAUAUGCAUGGAGAUGAGAGCAGUGGCCCUCAGCACAAUGUCGCACAUCUGAGGAGUGUUCCUUCCUGAGGGGGCUCCUUAGGUACAACUUCCUGUUCCCUAGUAUAGGGCUGGUGAUGAUCAACCUCUUCUGACAAUGGAGAGAGCAGGCAGAGGAUGUUAGGGGAACCAAACCCCAAGAGGGAACCAGCUUCAUUGGAAAGUGGAGUGCGUGCCUUCCCAAGGCAGGGCAUUGCUGAGCCCCAGAGAGGAGCCCUGGGUUCCGCUGCCUCCCCCACAGCACAAGGCGUGACAGCACCUGCAUUGGAAUAUAGACUGUGCUUUGGAGCCUUUGGCAUCAGCUCCCACCUGGUGUGUAAGUUUGUGGUCUCUCCAGCAAGUUCAGGGAAGUGAGGGAGUUGCAGUUCUCUGUUCAUUCAGCAGGUGUGGACUGAGGGUUGGCUCUGUGCCAGGGCCCGUGCCGGAUGCUGGCUUCCAUUGUGAGACCAGGCACAGCCCAGGCAGAGACGAACAUUCCUACAGUCACUCACGACACCAGACUCCACAGACCAGAGAAUGGAUGGAUCCACAGGAACGAGAGACAGGCUGCCAGGUGCCCAGACCUGGGGAGCCUCCGGAAGAGGAGAAAGGACCACCCAUCAUGGCUGACCUUGGGAGGACUUGGGUCUUCACAAAUUGUGUUCCUUGAUAUAUACAAGAAACACAAGACGCAAGAAGUAUUCAUCUAUUCCCCUUCAUUUAUUUGACGCAUACUCUUGGGGCCAUGAGUUCGAUCCCCAGAAGAGGGUCAUGAUGAUGGAGAGAGGAAGGAUGUGGUGAGGGGCCGUGCAGGAGCCCAGGGGGCUUGUCUUAUGGCCACUCUUGAUCGCACUCCUCUGAGGCCCCAGAGGUGCUCCUUCAUCCCCAGCUUGCUUGUGAGGCUGCGUCAACUCCCCAAGCCCCAGUUUCCUGCUGAGACCCAGCCAGACACUUAGCCCUGAGUGUGCCAGAUGGCUCCACUCAGAGUGCUGCUCCAGCCCCUCUCCCUGGGGCUUCCUGCCACGUGACUGCACAUUUGGGGUCUGGAGAAGGGCCCAGGGACUGAACUGCAAAGGCGAGGGGUGUCCCUGCUCCUCCUGACUGCAGCUUCUGCACAGGCAUGUGUGUCUGAUGAUGCAGGGCCAGAGGGGCAUGGCCGAUGAGAGAGUUAUCCUUUCUACCCGUGAGUCUCCCUCGGACACACAGGAUAUCUCAUGUCUCCUCCUGGUUUUCCUGCUUUUUUUUUUUUCUAGCUGCAUGAGGUAGUUUUGUUUGAAAGAACAGUCAAUGCAGACUUCAGUUUUCCAAAUGAGGCUCUUGGCAAGUGACAGAGACAUCCUUUUGUUUGUUUGUUUCCUUCAGAAAAAAGGGCCUGAGAAAGCAAGUUAACAAUUCUUUGGAAUUAUUUUUCUUUUUCUUUGGUGACUAUUGCCACCUGUUUAGUUCAUUGGAUGCCUUUUAUUUCUUUCUCUUGCCUGAUUGCUCUGGCUAGGAUUUCUAGUACUAUGUUGAAUACAAUGAUCAGUGCCAUGUCUUAAAAAUAAAAACUAAUUCAAACAAAUCCAUGUUGAACAAAAUAUCACCAUUGCUUUGUCAAUUGCAGUGGAAAUGCUCAUUCUGGGCCCUUGGGAACCUCUGGGGUUACAUGUGGAGGCUCUGCAAACACUUGUUCCAUCCACAUCUCCAGGAAAACGACCACCCAGGCUCUAAUUCUUACUUCCCUGCAGAGAACAACCUCAUCUCUAAUGCAAUGGUUUUUUGCACACCUACAUUUCUGGGCAGCAGGCUCUGUUUAUAGGUUGUUAGGCCAAUAGUAACAAUUACUAAAGAGCUGAGCUGUGGCUUUUUUUUUCUCUCUCUCUGCUUUUAUCUCUUCCUGUUUUCUAAGGGUUGCUAUUGUGACGUUAAGUAAUGUAUAGGAAAUAAUUUACUUCCUAUUUCUGGGCCAUACCAAGUUUUAUCUCUGCUUGAGUCUCUUCCAGGUUGCUUGAAAUGGUGCUUUUCUCAGUUAAACAUGGACUUGACAUAAAGGCCAAGCCACAGGAGGCUGCCCUCUUUUAUUUUAGUUUCUAAGGCUCAGGGAGCAUCUCUCUGUUCUCUGAGAUGCUGCCUGCAGAGUAGGAACUGGGAGAGGACACUAAAAUGCCCUCUCAGCAAAGAGUAGCGAGCUCCCUACAGAGAGUGUGAGCAGGUCCUCUGGAACUCAUCUCUCCUCUGCGGGGCCAGCCCCAUGGUCCUUUCUGGACUUGUGGCUGUCUUUUCUGGGCAACCAGAUCAUUGUGUUUGAAUCAGAGCAUCAUUGGCUGAAAAUACUCCACUGUUUACAAAGGUUCUCCAGCAUCCUGGGCCGUCCAGAUGAUGUGGAAUGGAGAUUCCAGAACCCACCUGCCCUGCCCCUCCUCCGAGGGACCAGCCAGCUCCCACUCCUGGCCCUCCAGGGGGCCCAGGUGGCCAGGCCUCACCCCACCUGACCCUGGGCCCCGUCCUUCUGCCGCCAGAGCAGGGCCUGGCCCCCACUGUGUUCCUGAAGGCCCUGCCCAUCCCACUGUACCACACGGUGCCUCCUGGGGGCCUCCAGCCACGUGCCCCGCUAGUGACGGGCAGCCUGGAUGGAGGCAACGUGCCCUUCAUACUUAGUCCUGUGCUGCAGCCUGAAGGGCCUGGCCCCACCCAGGUGGGGAAGCCGGCGGCCCCUACGCUGACAGUGAACAUCGUGGGCACUCUGCCUGUCCUGUCGCCAGGCCUGGGCCCCACGCUGGGCAGCCCAGGCAAGGUGCGGAAUGCUGGCAAGUACCUGUGUCCACACUGUGGUCGCGACUGCCUGAAGCCCAGUGUUCUGGAGAAGCACAUCCGAUCCCACACGGGCGAGAGGCCCUUCCCGUGCGCCACCUGUGGAAUCGCCUUUAAGACCCAGAGCAAUCUCUACAAGCACAGGCGGACGCAGACACACCUCAACAACUCCCGGCUGUCCUCAGAGUCCGAGGGAGGUGGGGGCGGCCUGCUGGAGGAAGGAGACAAGGCCGGAGAGCCUCCCAGAACAGACCGCAGGGGUGAGAGCCGGAGCCAGGAGAUGCACGAAGGGGCCUCGGAGAGACCCCUUUCUCCAGGUGCCCACGUGCCCCUAGUUGCCAAGAACCUGGAUAUCAAGACCGAAGCUGCUCCCUGUCCAGGGUCCGCAUUUGCCGACAGAGAGGCUCCUUGGGACUCUGCCCCCACAGCGUCACCUGGGCUCCCCGCGGCCAGCACACAGCCCUGGCGCAAGUUGCCGGAGCAGAAGUCCCCGACCGUCGGGAAGCCGUGCGCCCUGCAGCGGCAGCAGGCGACAGCAGCUGAGAAGCCCUGGGAUGCCAAGGCCCCCGAGGGCCGGCUGCGGAAGUGUGAGAGCACCGACUCGGGGUACCUGUCACGCUCCGACAGCGCAGAGCAGCCGCCCGCGCCCUGCAGCCCCCUGCACAGCCUCUCAGAGCACAGCGCCGAGUCCGAGGGGGAGGGCGGCCCGGGCCAGGGACCAGGGGGCGCGGGGGCCGAGUCCGGGGCGCGAGGAGCCGGCCUGGAGCUGGAGAAGAAGCGGCUGGAGGAGCGCAUCGCCCGGCUCAUCUCCCACAACCAGGCGGUGGUGGACGAUGCCCAGCUGGACAACGUGCGGCCCCGGAAGACCGGGCUGUCCAAACAGGGCAGCAUCGACCUGCCCACGCCCUAUACCUACAAGGACUCCUUCCACUUUGACAUCCGCGCUCUGGAGCCGGGCCGUAGGAGGGCCCUGGGCCCCGCGCGCUCCACCUGGACGCCCCCAGACACGUCUCGGCCCCUGUUCUUCCACUCCGUCCCCACUCAGCUCUCCACCACCGUGGAAUGUGUCCCCGUCACCAGGAGCAACUCACUGCCCUUCGUCGAGGGCUCCAGGACAUGGCUGGAGCCCCGGGACCCCUGGCCCAGGACGCAGAAGCCUCUGAGCCCAAGGCCCGGCCCAGCCCGCCUUGGCUGCCGCUCGGGACUGAGCUCGACUGACGUUCCUGGUGGGCAUCCCCGGGCCCUGGUCAGACAGGCCGCGGUGGAGGACCUGCCAGGCAUCCCCACUGGCGAUGCCCCGGUGCCCACAGAGGACACAGAUGCAAAGAGAAUUGCUGCGCGGGAGGCCGUGCCCGGCAAGGGCAGAGCAGGUGGCAGGAAGUGCGGCCAGAGGAGGCUGAAGAUGUUCUCUCAGGAGAAGUGGCAGGUGUACGGGGAUGAGACAUUCAAAAGGAUCUACCAGAAAAUGAAAGCUAGUCCCCAUGGAGGCAAGAAAACCAGAGAGGUGGGAAUGGGCAGUGGGACAGAACUGGGCCUUCCUCUGCAGAAAGAGGCAGCAGGGAGCUCAGGCACAGUCCCCACCCAAGACAGGAGGACCCCUGUCCAUGAGGACACAUCCACAGGGGCAACGCCAGAGCCUUGGGGAAAUUCACCAGCCCCGGAGGCCUCCUUGGUGACUGAGCCCACUAAGCAUGCGGAGACGGUGGCCAGGACAGGAGACAGGAAUCGACCCAGGGUGGAAGAGGCUGUGUCAUCCCCUGCACUGGGCGGCAGAGACAGUCCCUGUUCAGGCAGUCGGAGCCCCCUGGUCUCUCCAAAUGGGAGGCUGGAACUGGGGUGGCAGCUGCCCCCAGCAUCUGGCCCCCUCAAAGGGGGUGACCUAGAGGCCCCCGGGCCAGUUUUGCCAGACCCCAAGCUGGAAGGAGGCGCCCGAGGUGUGGGGGAUGUUCAGGAGACCUGCCCGUGGGUCCAGACUGUCCUGAGAUGGCCCAGCAGUGGCUCUGGGGAGGACAAGCUCCCCUCGGAGAGGAAGAAGCUGAAAGUGGAGGACCUGCACAGCUGGGAGCAGCCAGAGCCUGUGGGCGCAGAGACCCCGGGUAGCCCCGUGCAGGCUGCCUCUUUGUCAUCCCAGAAGCAGGCUGCCAAUACUGGGGAGGUGCCAGGGGGCUCGAAGGAGAGUGCCAGGCAGGGGGGCGAGCUUCUGGAGUCCUCUGGAGCCUCCUUGGCUGCUGAUUCUGUUGCCCUGAAGAGGGUGGGGCCAAGGGACAAGGCUCCCCCACUGCAUCCUGUAGUCCCAGCCCCUGGGGAGCACCCCCCACUGGCCACCCCACCUCAGGCUCCCAGAGUCCUCUCUGCCCUGGCAGACAAUGCCUUUUUCCCGAAGUACCUCCUCAGGUUACCUCAGGCAGAGACCCCCUCACCACUGCCCAUUCCCCGGGGACCCAGGCACAGCCAGGACUCUCUCUGUAGCAGUGGGUGGCCUGAGGAACGGGCAUCAUUUGUUGAGUCAGGACUGGGGACCCCUCUUUCUCCCAGCCCAGCCUCAGGCCCCUCCCCAGGUGAGGUGGACAGCAUCCUGGAGGACCUCAGCUCUUCCAGGCCACGGGAUGGGAGAAAAGGGGCACAGUUGAGGGGGGACAAGGGGGACAGGAUGGCCACUAGCAGGCCAGCAGCCAGAGAGUCGCCUAUCUCAGCACCAAGGGCUCCCAGGGAGGCCACCUCCUCCCCGCCCACUCCAAUGUGUGAGGCACACUUAGUUCAGGGCAUGGAGGGUGACAGCUACCGUAUCCAUCACCUCUGCAUGGGCAGCACUUUGGCAAGGGCCAGGCCCUCUGGGGAUGUCCCAAAUCCUUGGGUACCCAACUGGGAGCUGGGGGAGCCUCCUGAGAAUGCCCCAGAAGAUCCUUCUUCAGGGCCCCUGGUGGGCCCCGACCCGUGUUCCCGCCUCCAGCCUGGCUCCUUCCUCACUGCCCUCACUCGGCCUCAGGGUGUGUCCCCAGGCUGGCCAGAGCUGGCCCUGUCUUCCCACUCAGGGACGUCCCGGAGCCACAACCCCCACAGCCCCCACAAUGCCUUUCCCUCACUGAAGGCUGAGCCGCGGCUCACGUGGUGUUGCCUGAGCCGCAGUGUCCCUCUGCCCACCGAGCAGAAGGCAAGGGCGGCGUCUGUAUACUUGGCGGUGCACUUUCCUGGUAGCAGCCUCCGAGAUGAGGGUCCCAAUGGCCCUCCUGGGAGCAAUGAAGGAUGGACCUGGACAAGCCCUGGAGAGGGAGGGCUGGCGCAGAUGUCCAAGUUCUCCUACCCAACAGUCCCAGGGGUGAUGUCCCAGCACCAGGUGUCUGAGCCAGAAUGGAAGAAAGGCCUGCCUCGGAGGGCAAAGAUGUCUCGUGGGAACAGCAAGCAGAGAAAACUGAGGAUCAACCCUAAAAGGUACAAAAGGAAUUUCUUGCAGAGCUGUGUUCAGCUGAGAGCCAGUAGACUUCGCACACCAACCUGGGUGCGAAGAAGAAGCCGCCACCCUCCCCAACUCGAGGGAGUGAAGCCAUGCAGGACCCCUGGACAGACCUCUUCAGAAAUAGCAGGUCUGAAUCUGCAAGAGGAGCCAUCUCAUGCCACCACAGAAUCACCUCCUUGUUGUGGGAAGGAAGAGAAGGAAGGUGACUGCAGACAAACCUCAGGAACCCUCUCUCUUGGUACAAGUUCAAGGACUGUCAGGGAAAUGGAGAAACGAACUGUGAAGGAUAUUUCUCCAUCUGCCGGUGAGCACAGUGACUGUACUGCUCACAGCACUGCUGUCACAUCAGGAUUAUCUCUGCAAUCUGACACCUACCUGGCAGUGUUUAAUGACGUGCCUCUACCCCCUGGCAAAGGUCUUGACCUUGGGUUGCUGGAGACUCAGCUGCCGGCCUCCCAGGAUCCAGUCUCAACAGAUCCCAAACCAUGCAUUUUCUCAGAUGCUCAAGGGCCUUCUUUCUUUGGGUCCAAAGGAACUUUUCCCCGCCACGACAUUGCUACCUCUGUGGCUGCCAUUUGUAUAUCUCUGCCAGCGAGAACAGAUCACAUAGCCCAGGAAAUUCACAGUGCUGAACCACAGGACCACAGCCAGACUGCAGGGAGGACUCUGACACCAAGCUCCCCGGACAGCAAAGCCACAGGAGAGGGCAGAGCACAGACCCUCUUGCCAGGGAGACCUUCAUCUGGACAAAGAAUUUCAGAUUCGGUUCCAUUGGGGUCAACUGAAAAAACUCAUCUUGAAAUACCAGCUUCAAGACCAAGUUCAGCUAGUUCACACCAAAAGGAAGGGAGAUACAAAACGUUUUUUCCUUCCAGAGGCCAGUAUGGGUGUGGGGAAAUGACCGUCCCCUGCCCCUCUUUAGAAAGUGACGGUAGGAAACGUCAGGUGUCUGAAUUAAUCACUCGGAAGGAUUCUGUGGUUCCUUCUAAGCCAGAGCAGCUCACAGAAGUUCCUGAAGCCCCUUCUAAAUCCCUCAAGAAGAGGAGUCUGGAAGGAAUGAGAAAGCAGACUCGAGUGGAGUUCAGUGAUACCAGCAGUGACGAUGAAGACCGAUUGGUUAUAGAAAUAUGAAGCUUCCAGAGAAAGAUGGUAUCUUUGGUCAAAGACUGUUGAUGCUUCACAAGUACAUGUUGUCAGGCUGGCGGAAGAACUAAACUCUAUCUGUGAAACACCUACAGAUUAGGAAAGCCAUUCUGAGUUAUUUACAAGCCAACUCCAACCAACUCCUUAACCCCAACUCAGCCACAAUGUUCCCCAGCUCCCCUUGGGAGUGCUCUGCUUAUGUUCAUAUGGUGCCAGGCAGGGCAGACAUGGCAAGGAAGCAAACUCCGGAAAUGGUCAAUGUGCGCAGUGACUGGGCCUUGACUCCCAGCCUCCUCUUCUGCACCUGUCCCCCACUGCCUCUCUGCAAUCAAAUGGCACUAACCAAGAAAGCCACAAUCAACACGUGUCUUCACAAGUGGAUCCCACACAGUCGAGGCAACUGGCUUUCUCCGUUAGUAAACUGAGGGUUUGCUUCCAAGGUAGACAGCAUACUUGGGAUAAUUGGAGUAGCUUGACAAAGAGACAGGGUUGUGAACUGGGCACAAAGAUACUUCUGUUCGUUUUGGAGACAAAAUUCGGAUACAUUAAAAAACUGAAGCUUGUUCAGAGUAUUCACGUCCUUAAUGGAGUUGUAAAUACACUUCAAAAUGCCUAUGAUCCGGUGAAAUGCUGAUUACUUUUAAAUGUUGCACAAAUGGUCAAUGCUUAUUUGUGGUCAGAUACGCAAGUACAUGCUCUUGUGCCUGGUGCCUUUGCUGUGGAGAUCUCUGAGACCGUUGGUUUUUCUAGUUCUUGCAAAGGAACAUUGUGUUAAAAGUUAAUAGAACUGUCUCUCUGUAAUGAGUCAUUUUUUAAGAGGGAAAAAUUCACUUAUUUUCCUCUGAUUCUUUUUGUCAUAUUGUGCUCUGAGAAAUUUCAAUUAGAGGGUUACAUUUUAGUAAUCUGUACAGCUUAAACUGAUGCCUGCUCAUCGUGACGGGAGCUUUUUAGAUUUCCUUCAGAAGCUUCAAGGAUACAAAACUAAUUGGGGUUUUGACGCUGUUUUACAUCUCAGUAAUUUUAUUUUCGGGGCUUAGUGUUACUUUGCUGUCAAAUUAAAUCAGCCUCUGUGCACGUCAGAACUGCACAGAUAAAAUUCCCCAGUAUUCCAAGCCAAUGCGCCCCUGUGCAGAAGAAAACAGCAGAUCUACAUCAACCAGCCCAGUGAGCAAAGCCUCAGACCCACUGCCUUCCUCUCCCCAUCCUUCCAUGGGAGAGGAGAAACUUAAAGAGGUUUACAUUGCUGUAUUUCAAUAAAAUUUUAUACUUGCUUUUGGUAUGAUUUUGUACAAUUUGAAAUUUAUAGCUGAGCUCUUUUGGUUUAACUUUGAUGUAAUGAUGUUCAUAUGACAUCUUGUACUUAAAAGACACGGCAAUGCAGAGCAUCUCACACAUACGAAUACACUUUAGUCAGUCUGUGCCUGUGACUAACUGUGGUCAAAUUUCAAGUACCUUCAUGUGAAUUUUCCAAUUUUGGUGUUAUUCAUAGAAAACUUCAAUGCCAGACCAGCUUCCCUGGUUACUUAGUAUAUAUUUGUGACCAUUUCAUAUACACUCAUAAAUAUCCAAGGAUUUCAGGCCCAGCCAAGAAAAACAUAAGAAGGGAGGUAAAAAGGAUAUUGGACAUUCACUUAGUGUACUUUUUAAACCCAACGAAAGCGAUGUGGUGAUUAUCUCCCUUUUUGAAUGAUUCAUGCCACUAUAAUGAGAGAGGCAGUGUAGGCAAAAGGUCUGAGUCUUGGAUGGAGAUUGAAGUCCUGACUUUAGCUGGGAAAUCUUGAUUAAGAGUCGCUCUGUACCUCAGUUUCCCUAAGUGAGAAUAAGAGAGUUGGACAAGAUGAAUAUAUCUCCAGGUUCCAAUUUUUCUGAGAAUGGUUGAUAGAGAAGCUGCUCUGUCCUUAAAAUGCGUAGACUCAAUGGCUUGAAGAUAUUCCCCAUGGGGAACCGUUGCCACGAGGGCCUUGCAUGCAAGAAGUUUGGGUGGAGACAGUGAGGAACUGAAAUGCAAACACCUUCCACCAAUUAUUGCUGUGAAGAACCUGAGCCUGAAGAAGCUCCGUCUAAUUUUUUCCCCAGAGUUCCAGAUUUUAGGGUGCAAUCAUCUGGCCUAUACAUGUGACUCAUAGUUCAAAAAAUUAAAAUCAAAACCCGAACUCUCCAGUAGGAAUGGAGAAAACCUAUCUGUAGGCUGAACUGGCUCCUUUGUCUUAGGAGUCACUGGUCAGGGGAAAAAAAUCUGUCUUCCAGGCCCCUCCUUUCUGGGUGGCUACUGUGGCAUGAAUGGGAUCACUGGCUGUAAAUCAGUAAGUCAUAGCUCCAAAUAGCACCAACUUCAGGAUAAUGGGGGAAGCUGUGUCCUUCUAGGAGCCACCGUUGCUGGCUCCCAACCUGGGUCAAAUAUGGCAGAAUAUUGAUUUCAUCUCUAACUCCCUGUAUCUCUUACAAAGGUAGAACAGCUAGCCAAACCACCUUGCUUCGCUGGUCUUUGGCUAGUGGCUGGCAGUGUUUACAAGUGUACCUUACUUUAUAUCAACAUGAAUUUGUGAAAAAGCUGUAUUUCAAUGGAUUUUUUUAAAAUUAAAAAUGUAUUUUGAAUGACCCUAAGGGAGCUGGCUCUUGAAAAACAUCCUACGGUAAAGAUUUUUUUUUUUUUUUAAUGAAGAAUCUUUUUAUAAAGCAAUGAACAAUCUCUGAUUUUAUAAAUCUUAAUUUUCCUAUGGGUUUCUUAAAGCGAAAUACAAUUAUAAGAAUACAUUUUAAGGGUAACAUCAACAACCUAGAACCCAGUUUGGGUUACUGAAAAUAAAAUGUCAGUAUUAUCAAUUGAUAACUACUGCAGUUGUAUACUCUGCAAGUGUGUACUGCAUGAUAGUUAAGGAAAAACAAAUUUAUUUUGGAACAAAGCAACCAGAGUUUAAAGAUCAGGGAUUUCCUUCUUUCCCCAGUGCUAAUUUUCCAGUGUUAAUUUUAUUGUAUCUUUAGGUAAGGGUCUUAACCAACUGAUGCCUCAGUUUCUUCCACAGAGAGUAGUUACAGGGACGCUGUCAUGAACUAAGGAAAGGGCACUGAAUUUUUUUUGCCAAUCUCAAAAGUGACAUUUCCCCAUGAUGUUCAAGACUCACCAAGUUUCUCUCUCCACCUGUACCUACACCCAGCUAAAUCUUGCUGUUAAAGAUGUAUGGAGGGAAGAGGUUUCAAUCCUCCCCUCCUUGGCAACCUACAUUGUUAAGUGACUCAAAGUUAUGUGAUUUUUAGUGGACAACUGGAAUCCUCCUUCUUGUAAAACACAGUGAAAAACAGCUCAUCUCUCCUGUUAGGCUUCACCCUUGAGAUGUGAGACAAAGCUAAUAACCCCUUUGGUUCACAUCUCACAGUAACCAGGAGAACCUAUGGUUCAUUUGCCAAGUGAUUAAAAAAAAAGAUGGAGGAGAGUGUCUCUGAAUUUUAGUGAAAACACCGCCAAUAGCAUGGUGGUAACCUAGGGUAAGUCAGACUUUUUCUUCCUGAAAUCACUCUUCUAAAGCUGAGACUGGAAGAGGAACCUUGUAGAAGCACACUGUGACCACAGUUCUUGGCAUGAAAGAUAAACAAUUUGCAGUCUCAUGCCAAAAAGUAUUUCCUUGCAUUUACAUUCAUUACUUAGAAUGAUCACAUUAUUCAUUUUUUUUUCCCCAGCACAGAAAUUUGCAUUUUGCACAAAAUUUGCCUGGUGCAGCAGAUUUUUAUAGUUAUGGAAACUGUCAUCAUUAUCGGAAUGUGCUGCUGCUCAACUCCCCAGACAUAAUUUAAUAUGGUGAGGAGAAAAUGGCCUGCCUGGCUCUAUGGGUGAUCAUAUUUCUACUACUGCAGCAAACUGGACUUGUGUAUUUUUCCUCACUUCAGUUGCUAUCCCCAUAGUUCAUGUAGGGAGGCACUUUGGCUUUUGAAACACGACAUUUCUCAAUACUUAAGCACAAUUUCUUGUCCUUAUUUUUCAGAACCCAUUAAAUAUAAGGGUCAGGACCUAGAAAAUCUUAUGUGCUAGAUUUCUACCCUGUAUGAUUCUUUUCAUCCAUGCUUUGCACUUACGUGGGAAUAUACAUAAUUUGGUCUGAAGAAGUAUAGGAACAGUCGAGCACAUUACUUCACCAUUGGAAGAACAGUAACCAAGGAAAAACAUCAGCCUCUGCCACUUGGAGCACUAGAGGAUGACGGAAUGUCUUGUAUAUGCAGUCGACUGUUCAGGAUUUACUACUCAAUUGCUUGUUCACAAUCAGGGAAUUGAUUGGCUUCUGGGUUGGUUGUUGAAAUUUCUUUCUUUACAUGAUUAAAUUAUUUUGUUUUGAUAAAAAUAAAACUUAAAAUGCAAA